Molecule: messenger RNA, 3470 nt
Organism: Dioscorea cayenensis subsp. rotundata (Guinea yam)
Lineage: Eukaryota; Viridiplantae; Streptophyta; Magnoliopsida; Dioscoreales; Dioscoreaceae
Exons: 4
Coding region: 47-3226 (1059 amino acids)
Biological process (GO): defense response to other organism
Molecular function (GO): ADP binding
Source: RefSeq, a predicted model, not a curated record
CAGUGUUUUCACUCGCGAGUUCCAUUCGCUCGCAGUAAGCACAACAAUGGCGGAGAUCGUGAGCGCUCUGGCAUCCCAAUUCGUGAGCACCAUCGCCGAGCUGGUGAAGGACGAGGUGACCUUGCUGAGGGCUGUGAGAUCGGAGCUUCAGCAGCUCGUGUUUGAAGCUCGUCUGGUCCAAAACUACCUGAACGAUGCUGAGCACAAGGCCAUGCACGACCUUACCAUCCGGACAUGGUUGUCGGAGCUCAGGGAUGCUUUCUAUGACGCCGAUGACAUCGUCGACCACGCUCGGACCCGCGCUGAGAGGGUUUCCGGCGCUUCUACUGCUCAGGUGUGUUGUUUCUCUCCUUUGGCUUCUGUUUCUGGUGACCUUGUCUUCCGUCAUAGAAUCGGUGGUCGGAUUCGGAGCGUCAAGGCGAGGUUGGGAGAGAUUUUGAAGCGGGGGAUGGAGCUAGGGUUGGUUUGUGUUGGUUCUGUGAGGCGUCGGAGAGAGGGGAUUCGCGGACGAGACGCCGGUCCCGACGUGGAGCCGGACAUUGUUGGUGGUGGAAUUGAAGAUGAUACCAGUAAAUUGGUUGAGAUGAUGAUCACUGAUGGUGAUGGGAAAAUCUCUGUUUAUGGGAUUGUGGGGAUGGGUGGGAUUGGUAAGACUACGCUUGCUCAGAAGAUCAACAAUCACGGGAGCAUCAGAGAAAACUUUCACUCGCCACUACCCGUGUGGAUUUGUGUUUCUAAGGAAGCAAACGAUUUGAGAGUGUUGAAACUCAUUGUGAAACAUUUGGGUGGUGAUUAUAACUAUGACUCUGUAGGUGAACUUCAGCAUAUUCUAGGUCAAGCGGUAGAGAAUAAAAAACUGUUUUUGAUUCUUGAUGAUGUAUGGGAUUCACAUCUUUGGGAGAGAGUGCUUAAAAAGCCAUUGUCUAAGGUUGGUCUUGGCAGUAGAGUUUUGGUCACUACCAGAGAUGAGCGUGUCACACUGCAAAUGGGGGAUGUGUACAUUCACAAUGUGCAGGAGUUGUCUGUGGAGGAUGGUUGGUCAUUGAUGCGCAAGCUAGUGUUCAGUGCCAACGAGGAAUGGGAUAUGCGACAGCUGGAAGACAUUGGUAUGCGAAUUGUUGAGAAGUGUCAUGGCCUUCCACUGGCAAUCAGGACAGUUGCCGGGGUUCUUCGUGAAAAUGAAAAGCACCCGAGGGAGUGGGAGAAAGUACUAGAGAACCCGGCUUGGGGGAUGACUGACCUCCCACAAGGCGUAAUGGGGGUCCUUUACUUGAGCUAUGAGGAUUUGCCUCUUCAUCUCAAACAAUGUUUCCUCUUUUGCACACUUUUCCCUAAGGACUUCGUCUUGUUUGAAUCCUUUUUGAUUGAGCACUGGAUUGCUCAGGGCUAUGUGAAGGAGGACAAAGAUUUGAUUGUGGAAGAGGUGGCUAGAAAAUAUUACAGAGAGCUGCUGAGAAGGAACCUUUUACAACCAGUUCCUUACACCUAUGAAAAAGCUGAGUGUCAAGUGCAUGACCUGUUGCGGUCUCUUGGUCUAUAUCUAGCUCAAGAUGAGCAUUUCUUUGGCAAUGUUAAAGCACUGACCCGUUCAUUGUCUGCGCCUCCUAUGAAGAGACUACACCAUAUUGCAAUUUGGGACGAAUCCCUCACUGCAAUUCCUAAAAGUGUGAAAAAACAAACCUCAACAAGGACACUCAUACUCGCAAAAAACUUUCUAAUGAAUGAGCUACCUGAAGAUCUCUUCCACAAGCUUAGGACAUUGCGGGUUCUGAACUUCCGAGAGACUGGACUUACUACCAUGCCCAAGUCUUUGGGAAACCUCUUGCACUUGAGAUGCCUCAGUCUCUCUUUUGUCCCUAUUGAGGAGCUACCUGAGAGCAUAGGUGGCCUUAGCAAUUUGCAAUACUUGCUGCUCUGGAGUUGUGAAAAGUUAUCCAGACUCCCCAGAAGUAUCACAAGGUUGUACAAGCUCAGAUGUCUUACUGUUAGUGGUACUCCAUUGGUAGGCAUGCCCUCGGGGAUUGGUAAACUGGUUCAUCUUAACAGAAUUGUUGGGUUUGUGACCAAUGACAAAAGCAAUGACCCCAAUGGUGAAUUGUGCUCCCUUGAAGAGAUCCGGUCUUUCUCACAGCUAAGAGGUAUCUCCAUUGUGAAUUUGGAGAAGGCAGCCAUAGCCCCCCGAGGAGAAAUAGGAUCAUUUCUCAAAGACAAGAAGCAUUUACAUCACCUUGACUUACAAUGUAGCAAUGAGGGGCAAAGAUUCACAGAGGAGGAUGUGGCAAGGAUCGAGGAGGUCUUUGAGGAACAGCUUUCACCACCAUGUUCACUCCAACGGCUCAUAAUCAAUGGUUACUUUGGCUCUAAAUUCCCAACUUGGAUGAUGCAGGAUAGGGUGAUCUUCUUGAAUUUGAGAAUACUAAUGUUAUUGAGGUGUACAGCUUGUGUGCAGCUUCCACCAUUGGGUCAGCUUCCUCAGCUGGAUCAUCUUGAAAUUGCAGACGCCGAGUCCAUAGGAUGUAUUGACCUUGAUUUAAUGGGUACAGGAAACAUCUUAUUUCCAAAGUUGAACAAAUUAUUUUUGCUUCACAUGCCAAAGUGGACAGAAUGGCGAUGGGUAGCAAGGGACAAUGUAAAGGUGAUGCCUCGCCUGGACAUGCUAUACAUCUCUGACUGUCCCCACCUCAAGGCCCUUCCCGAGGGUCUUACUCACCAUGCUACAGCCCUAACUGCGCUGGAAAUCCGAGAAGCGCACAGCCUAACAGUGGUUGAGAGAUUCAAAUCUGUGAAGAUCUUAAAGCUUCACUUCAACAACAAGCUCACAAGGGUUUCUGGUUUCCCUACAGUCCAUACCAUGGAUAUUAAAGACUGUGAUGCAUUAGUACAUGAUGUGGGGGUAUUUCCUUCACUCCAAAUCCUGGAGUGGGGAAGCAAAUAUGUGAGUCACUUGCCAGAGUGGUUGCUUCCAAAAGAUGUCCCUAUCUUUCCUGCACUCAGGAAGUUUGUGGGUACGGUUAAAGAUGUUGAAACACUUGGCAGGUGUCUUGUCGAUGGUCCUGAUUGGCCCAAGAUUGAGCACAUCUCCAAUGUUUCCAUUGGAGUCAUUCAUCAGCUGAAGUUUAUCUCAUAUAUAAAAGAACCUUUUGACUUCAAGGCCAACAUUUCACUUCUUUCUAGUGAUGAGAUUGAUGCUUUAGAUGCUAAUGAUGAAUAUGAACACCAAGCUUAGUGGCAUGAUCAUAUCUAUGCAUAAUUAUGAAGGAGGUGUUCAUUUUUUGGCUUACGUCAAACUAUACCUACAUGUACAUGCUGGGGUACCACAUGUUCUCAAGCGGUUCUCAAAUUCUGUAGAGGAGAAGGCAAAAUGGGUCUUGGAAAAGCUAAAAGGAAGACAACAGAAACCACUGCCGGAUCUCCUCCGCGAGCACAACCUACCUCCCGGCCUCUUCCCGAAGAACAUAAUUUGCUAUGAA